Molecule: messenger RNA, 622 nt
Organism: Tinamus guttatus (white-throated tinamou)
Lineage: Eukaryota; Metazoa; Chordata; Aves; Tinamiformes; Tinamidae
Source: RefSeq, a predicted model, not a curated record
CCAAUGACAAAACUAAUAUCCAAGGGAUGACAGGAACUCCGAUGGUGGCUGCUAGUCCUGAGAGACACGAUGGUGGUUUACAGGCGAACCCAGUGGAGGUGCAGAGUUACCAGCCGCCUUGGAAAGUACUGAGUGACUUCGCAUUGCAGAGUGACAUAGAUCAACCUGCUUUUCAGCAACUAGUUAAUUUUUCAGAAGGAGGACCUGGUUCCAAUUCCACUGGAAGUGAAGUAGCAUCAAUGUCCUCUCAGCUCCCAGAUACACCCAACAGCAUGGUAGCCAGUCCUAUUGAGGCAUGAGGAACAUUAAUUCAGAUUUCUGUUGUUGUUGUUUCUGCCCUUACCCUCACCCCUGUUGGAGAGAGUGGGAAAGUGAUCACGUUGGGACUCCGAAAUUUAGGGGGAAAAAUAUUUAACAACCCUGUUAAUGAACCUAGCAAAGAACCACUCCAUGAGAUGAACAGAGUCUUUUUCGAAAUGACAAGGUAAUAUGGUAGCAACACUGUGAAGACAAUCAUGGGAUCUUACUAGAAUAAAUAUAAAACAAAAGCCCACGCUAUUCAAUGAUCAGAGGAGGAUUGAAGAGACGAUUUCAAAAUGCAGAGGAUUUGUACUCGUGGAUC